AUGAAGCAUAUCAAGAUUGUAGCUGUUGGUGAUGGUGCUGUCGGCAAAACAUGCAUGCUUACAUGCUAUACAACAGGCAAUUUCCCAGAAGAAUAUGUUCCAACAAUUUUCGAUAACUACUCUCAAUCAAUUUCCAUUGAUGGUCAAAACGUAAAUCUUCAGCUUUGGGAUACAGCAGGUCAAGAAGAUUAUGAAAAGAUCCGCCCAAUGUCUUAUCCAGAUACAGACGUUUUCCUUGUUUGCUUCUCACUUGUAAAUCCAGUUUCUCUCGAAAACGUUGAGAAUGUCUGGAUUAAUGAAAUCACAACAGGCACUCCAAAGGCUAAGAAGAUCCUUGUUGGCCUUAAGAAGGACCUUCGUGAUAAUUUUGAUCCAGCUGUUGACCCAACAGCUAAACCAGUUACAGCCGAAGAGGGACAAAAGGUUGCCCAAAAGAUCGGCGCUUCCAAGUAUAUGGAAUGCUCUGCUCGUACAAAGGAUGGCCUUAAUGAAAUCUUUGCUGAAGCUGGUCGCCUUAUCAUCCACCCACAAGUAGAACCAAAGGACGCAAAGAAGAAGGACACGAACUGCCUCCUUCUUUAA
This is a messenger RNA of Trichomonas vaginalis G3, 582 nucleotides long. RefSeq names its product small GTPase mediated signal transduction. Gene Ontology annotation, molecular function: GTPase activity; GTP binding. Gene Ontology annotation, biological process: small GTPase-mediated signal transduction. Lineage: Eukaryota; Parabasalia; Trichomonadida; Trichomonadidae. The coding region runs from base 1 to 582 and encodes 193 amino acids. The record is from RefSeq and is a predicted model, not a curated record. The transcript has a single exon.